GCAAGGUGCGGAUGCAAGGUGCGGACAUAGAUCGUGGAGAAAAGGAUCCGACGCCAUAUACUCGUACAUAAAGGUACACGCGGAUCGCCCGGCAAGGAAUGCAAGUUGCGGAUGCACAAAGCGGUGAAUUUCCUCGUCGUCUCUCCUUGACCCAGCAACUGUCAUCGCUUGUAUUCGUCAAGGCGCGGGGACACCGUUUCGUCACCCACUCAGACUGAGGUCUGCUUCGCGGAAUGUUCAUUAGCCCUAUAACCUGUCUGGCAAUGUAGAGACGAUGAACCAACCACGAAGAGACUCUGUGAAGGCCCCCGUUGUCUGUCUCCCCUGCCGCAAGCAAAAGCGUAAGUGCGAUAAGGCGCUCCCGAGGUGCUCGCUCUGCGUGAGGCUCUGUCGAGAAUGUAACUACACUGAGGCGGCACCCCCGAAUUCUGAACAUCUGACGCUAUUACGCUCUUACCAGCUUACCCCAUUCGCCCCGGCUUUAAUCAAGGAGAACAUUAAGCAGCAGGCGUUUGGUCUUACCGGUGGAGAGAGCGGCUGCCGUGCUUGCUGCAUAAAGUAUUUCGAAUCUAUUCACCAUUGGUUUCCCGUUUUGUCUAAACCGAAGUUUAUGGGGAGACUGCCAGAACUCUGUAGAGCUCCCAGUGCAGGGCAGAGCCUUCUUGUGCUGUGCAUGCUUCUUCUCAACACUCCUCCGACUGAAUCUGGAAUAUUGGGCCAAGCAAGGUCGCUCUACGCUUUAGUAAAAAGCUCAAUCGCUCUAAUCCAAGCGGCAUAUGAGGCUUCACUUGAGCUGCUACAGUCUCAGGUACUUGUGAAGCUAUUUGAAGUCAGCCACGGUAUAUAUCCAGCGGCUCAUGAUACAAAUAUAGCAAACACGAUAAGAGCACUAGCGUCAACGAGCUAUGGUAGAUUGCACCUGUGGGAGAAUAAUCAUGAGGGCGGCUUGGUCGCAACAGAAGAAGUUGCUCGAAUCUGGCAGGCUGUUGUAAUACUGAACAGGUAUCUUGGUUUGCAGAACUCGUCAACCAAAUAUCGAACAACGGAAAUACUAUCACCCACUCAGUUGUUUCCUACCGAUGGUUUGAAGAGCGGUAUGGUGGGAGCUACGAGCGCCGCCGAUUUGUCUGCCAGUAAAACACCUCUUGCCAGCCUAGUCGAAGCCUCUCGUCUGCUCGAACAAGCCUUAACUCAUGUCAAUAAUCCCACCAUUCGCCAGGAUUUCAACGCGGCCGAAGCUAUUCAAUUGAUAAAAACCGUCAUUGCCUACAAACAUGUUUUGACAGAGUCCGAAGUCACAUCUCCUAGUCGACUUGCUAGCCAGGUCGAUAUCUGCAACAGUGCCCUCCUUUCCGUCUUCGAGCUUGGAAAUCACCUCAAAAUACCCCAGGAUAUCUCUUGUCACUUUUCUUCGGGAUUGUUCCGAGAUGCCCUGAUAAACGAGGUUGUCAGCGCGGCUAAACAAUUUGAGGGAAGCUUGGCGCCUACGAACCUCUCGGAUCUCUGUCCAUUUUCACUCCAUCCGAUCCUCAAAGCGGCAGUAAUACUUGCUUCCAGCUCAGAAAAUUCUGAUGAGUUUCAUCGUCGUCAGUCUAUAGAGUCUCUCAAAAGUGUCUUAAAUCACUCAAGUAAGAGGUGGUAUAUAGCAAAGCACUACGUCAUGGAAUUACAAAGCGUAGACUCCGGAACAGUAACAACAUAGUUGCAUGCGUGCAUCUGAAAUCUUUCAAAGAAAUCGGCCAAAUGUGAAUGUAGUAAGUAUACUUAGCAUGCGGACAUUAUGUCAAACCACUUCUUCACAUUGGUAUACUUGUCCGUGAUAUCCUUGUAGCCGAUAUCUCUAGGGACCUGGCCGUACGGCAUGUGGAAAAUGACAGCAACCGUGAAUUUCAUCACCAC
Molecule: messenger RNA, 1899 nt
Organism: Trichoderma harzianum CBS 226.95
Lineage: Eukaryota; Fungi; Ascomycota; Sordariomycetes; Hypocreales; Hypocreaceae
Exons: 6
Coding region: 275-1702 (475 amino acids)
Biological process (GO): regulation of DNA-templated transcription
Cellular component (GO): nucleus
Molecular function (GO): DNA-binding transcription factor activity, RNA polymerase II-specific; zinc ion binding
Source: RefSeq, a predicted model, not a curated record